Messenger RNA from Paramuricea clavata, 1133 nucleotides. The record is from the annotation of a GenBank genome assembly. NCBI's taxonomy places the organism in Eukaryota, Metazoa, Cnidaria, Anthozoa, Malacalcyonacea, Plexauridae.
AUGCCUACGAUGAUUUCCGAAUCUUUCCAUGAUGCAGUUGACCAUCAAAGGUGCUAUAUACUCACCGUCUAUGGUUUCAAAUCCGCAAUUCUGAAUUGAGUAUAUGCAUGUAAAUAUGUAUUUUAUUUCUUGUAUAGUCAUCGUGACCUGAAACCUGAAAAUCUUUUACUCGAUGAAAAACAUAACAUAAAAGUCGCCGAUUUUGGAAUGGCCUCAUUACAGGUAAGAUUGUUAUUGAAAUUUUCAUGACUGGCUCUUCGAAAAACUAAUUUAUAGUACAGUGUGCACUGUACAGUAUAUAGAUAGCUAUUACUCACUUUUUAAUACAUACAGUAUAUAUUCACAGUAUCUAACGUAUCUUUCACUUCUCAUCAAUAUAAUUAUAGCAGUAUCACUGUACAGACAUACAGCAGCUGGGAAAUUUGUUGCGCAUGCGUCAACUCUAACUUACAUGGAGACCACGCAAUUAUUAUCGCGCGUGGUGCCGUGGUGGCGGGAUCUUUAAAUUCGUAAACAAAAACAUGUCCGGCAAAUUUUUUAUCUGUGUCUUGUUUCUUUGGCUUGUUUUGAACGCUGUUUUUGCAGUUCCAAAUAAAAAGAACCUUUAUUGUGCCGUGUGUGGCAAAUGCUGCAAACAAAAUUUAAAUACUACAAGAAAUAGCCUUCCACAAAGCGCUCUUCUGGAGAGUUGCUUCGGUGUUUCGUGCGAAUAGACAGGGAUAUUAUGUUCUACUUGUCGAAGAGCUUUGUAUAUAUACAGAACCACAGGAAAAACGUCCUUUCAGGUAAUUUUUUUACAACUUUUAAUAAGCCAAGUGGCAUGUAAAAUUUUACAAUUUUUAAUAAGCCAAGUGGCAAGUAAAACUCAAAUUAUACUAAAAAGCACAGUGCCCAAUUUGUUUUGGUUUUAUUAAUAUGCUAGUUGGAUAAAUCAAAUAAAAAAGAUAAAGCAGGAAGACCAAAGAAAAAACAUCGAACUGUCCCAGCUAGAAUUUCGUCGGACAACAAUAAUGAGGGAUGGGUGGCAGAAGACACAUGCUUUGGAGUGUUACAGAGAGGGGCCAAUGGAGAAGUGCUUAUGCCAGCAGAAAUGUAUGAUGAUAUUCAGAUGCAGUUCAACUCCAUGUCCGGAA